AAGGCUCAGCGGGUUUGCCCUGGUAGCGAACAGCGCGACCGUGCCGCACGGCUUCCGACGACGCCUCAAGCGAAGUGAUCGAUAGAUCGACGGGUUCGAUCCAUUUGCAUAGGCCGGCGCCAUCCCGCGAUGGCGUCGGCACCGGCCCAGGUCUAUGGCCAGCCGCACAGUGCCCCGGCCGCUGAGCUCCAGCGGCAGAUGGCCAGCGCCGCGACGGAGACAGGCGUGCGCGAGGUCGGGGCUAGGGCCAAGCAUGGCUUCUUCGAGGUGAAGGCCUACAUUCAGGAGAACCCCUCGAGCAUAAAGAUCAUGUCUUUUGUGGUGGGCCUGGUGCUGAUCGCCUUCAGCAUCUUGGGCUGCAUCAAUCCCUUCCAGGUGGCGUUUCAGCCAAAGGAGUACCUCUGUAACGUGUACAACGUGCUCUUUGGGGUCGUCAUUUGCAUCUGCGACGGCAAGGAGUCCUGGAUGCGGAGCUGCGGGGAUAUCCAGGCCAAGCUCUUCCAGAAGGCCUUCUUCCUCGCGACGCAGACGGGGCGGGCGCUGUUCUACCUCUACGUGGGUUCCAUGACUCUUCUAGUGCUGCCGGACGGCUUGUGGAUGUUUGCCUACAUUGCCAUCGGCUCCUGCCUCUGCUUGCUGGCGCUGCUCAUGCUCUUUCUGCAUUGGUGCGCGCCGUUGCUCUUCAAAGAGCAGUACGGACAGAUGCGCUCCGACCGGUCUUCCUCGGGCCAGAUUUAGUGGCAAAGCUCGCGAGUGCUCGCGAGCCUCCUCGCACGCUCGCGCAGGGGCGCCUUUUUCGGAGACCUUCUUAAAAACGAGCGUGAGAGCUUUGCGGUUCCUGAGCAUUGGACCGUUUCGGGAAACCCUGCCAGCUCAGCUUUCUAAGCACCUGCUGCAGAAAGUAGGGAGAGUCGGGAUCUGGCUAGCCGAGGGGCUGCCCAUCUGGCCGCAGCAAAGCCUGCCGCUGAAUUACGGUGAGCAGGGUUGGGCCAAAUCGGUCUA
Molecule: messenger RNA, 1002 nt
Organism: Effrenium voratum
Lineage: Eukaryota; Dinophyceae; Suessiales; Symbiodiniaceae
Source: the annotation of a GenBank genome assembly